GUGGCUAAGGGAAAGGGGGACCUGGACCGGGACAAGUGUCAUUGCCUCAUGAGGUCUCCCUCGGGAUACCAGUUGGACCUCUGACAGGGAGAUGGUUUGUCUGGGAGCCCUGGGAGGGAUGCCAUUGUACAUGAUAAAUAAAGGCAGUUAUUAGGAUAUGUGUGUGGUUGUUACGUGGUGGGAAGUGCAAAUUCAGAAACCGGGGAGGAGGGAAAGGGACAGAAGUCAUGGUGAAGGAGGCAGCAAGGGGUCUGGAACACAAGAUGGAUGAGUACAUGGAACAAAUUAAAAUUUUCAUGCCUGGGGGAGCCUGAGUGGCUCAGUUGGUUAAGUGUCUGAUUCUUGAUCUUGGCUCAGGUCUUGAUCCCAGGUCGUGAGUUUGGACCUUGCACUGGGUGUGAAGCGUACUUAAAAAAAAAAAUUCCAUGCCUGCUUUCUAAGUUAGCUUAAAUCACCUUUUUCAUAGAUUUUUAUUACUGCCCAAAAGGUUCAUUUCAAUUUCUAGCCCAUAAUUCCAACAGUUUUACUUAAAAGAAAAAAAAUUCUAGUACCUUCACUUAAUUCAUGGCAAAGAUAGAGCAUUCUCUGUUCCUUUGUCCCCCAAAUCUACAGAACUCCAGCAAAACCACAUAUAUUGCUUCCUGUGUGAUCUUACUGACAAUUUCUUACUGACAAGUAAUUCAUUUGAAGCUCAGGUGAAAUCUCUUGACUGAAAACUGGUGCCGUGUGUGUGUGUGUGUGUGUGUGUGUGUGUGUGUGUAGGUGUCUUCUAAUUUUCAGCAGCAUGUAUAGUAUCUAAUAAAAACAGUCCCGGAAUUCUUAAGACUUGAUGGCAGUAAUUGCUCACUGGUGCUGUGAUGGGAUGUGGGUGUCUGUGUAGGACCUGGAAAGGUGACUGUGGCGUUACCCUGGUGACUGAGCGGUAAGACCUGGAACUGUUGGCAGUGGUGCCUCCCAGCCAAGCGUCUUGCCCGGUGCUGAGCUCCAGGCAGCAGCUGCCGUGGCUCACAGGAGCUCCAUGCUCCUUCCCCCUCCUAUUGCCGAGGUCCUGGGACUGCCUCCUUUUUUUCCUUUUCCAGGAUUGGUUGUUUAACUCUUCUUUCAUUUCCAAGAAAUGUAGCACAGUAUCCUUCCAGUAAAUUCCCCUUCAACUAGCUAGCCUUGUUUUAUGUUGCUUAUAACCCAAAGAACUUGUUAGAACCCAGAUCCUUGGGUUGUUUACAGUGUUUUACUGUUAUUUGUGCAACUUGUGGGAUGAUGUGUGUAUAUACAUCCUUGUUCAUAUGCCAUAUUUCCCAUUUUUCUUGAGAUGGAAUUUCAGGGUCAGAGGGCACCCAUUACUACUUUGGCUGGUUUAUUUUGCCAGCUUGGUCUCUACCAGGUUCACUGAUACACAUUCCCACUAGUCACUGUGUGCAUGUCCUGUCUCCCUGCAUCAUCACACAGGUGACUGUAACCAUGUAUUUAAUUUUUGCAAGGUUCAUAGGGGAAUCAUUGUGGUAAUUUGCCCUUUUUCCCCCCUCUCUGCUGUUAGGGAACUUGAAUGAUCUUUUCAUAUGCUUAUUGGCCAUUUGGAUUUCUUUUGUGACUGUAUCUUUGUCCCUUUUUUUUUUUUUUUCCAUUAGGGCAUUCAUCUUCUUUCUCUUAAUGUGUUAGCACUUUUCACGUAAAGGAUCCUUCAUCAGAUGUGUUAGGAAAAUAAUUUCCUAAUUUGUCGUUUGCUUUUCAACAUUAAUGUGUUUUUGAAAUAGAGAUGUUUAAAAUUUGGAAGUGGUUGAAUCAAUCUUUUCUUUAAUGGAAAAGGCUUCUAGAGUGUUCUGGAAGGGACUGCAGUGUGUUGGUUAGUACCUUGUAACAUAUAUAUCUGUGCUGUUUUGAUGGUAGGAUCAUUGUGUCUGCUAAAUACAUGUUAGCUGCGAACUGGAGAGAAGCGUAUCGUUUGUGUAUUACUUCACUAGUUCAUUUUACCCAGCAUUUCCCAAGUGCCUACUUUGUGGGUGGCAUGGGGGAUGUGUGUGUGCAGGGAAGGAGUCAGCCCUGGCUAGGGGAGGGGACCUAGCUGUGCCUGAAGAAGUGCCGGGUGGUGGUGUGAGGGCAGGGGCACCGCCUGCCUUUUCCUGACUUGUCUGCUUUCUCCCUCCCUUGCCCCUCAAGGACAUCUUUCACCGUCAUUCAGCACUGUGAAUGGCCAGAGUGCUUUCGGUAUUUGUUUUAAUAGCCUCUUGUUGGGUACCAUAAGUAAGCUCUGAAAUCAGAAGUUUAAAUUCUGUUUUUAUUUAAGCAUUUUACCAGAUGUUUCCUGUGGUUUGACAGAUGUACCAUUUACUCGAAAGUUACACUCCUGAGAUUUUGAAUGUUAUGGACACUGUUGCUAUAGACAAUGAUUCUGUCAGGGCAGGAUUUGGAAGACAACUUUCGAAUCAUUUUUGAGUUGAAGAUGUGUGUUUACCCAGAACAGAAAUGCCGGUCUUCAUAAUCCGCUUUUCCUUUCUCUGUUAGCAUCCUGAUCUCCGGUUUAUGAAAGACUGUAAGCUAUUAAUUAGAGUUUGUUCCAAUAAACACUGUUGUGCCUCAGUGGGGAUUACUUUCUGAAAGCAGCCGGACUCCGGUGCCUCCAGGUUUUGUUUGCAAAACUCACCUGGGUCAAAACGAACUCAGAUGGUGGGCAGGAGAUGAUUCAAAGUGGGUUGAAAAUCUGGCUUGAUGCCCCUGUUGGUGGGCCCCUUGACGCUGGGGUACUGUCGAUGGAGACGGCUGCAGACAUGGUAGUUUUUUGCACCCACUGAAUGCCUGUGAAGAGAAAAGCAAGUACUGCUGGGGUACCUUUGCCUCCCCCCUGCCCACAGUCAGCGUUUCUCUGCAGCCCGAGUCCUAACAGAAAAGAGCCUCUGAUCCAGGAUUCUGCUGGUGGGAGGAAAGCAGAAGGAAGUUGCUUCCUAUGAAACACAAGUGAGACUGAGUUGUGGCUGCAGCGCAGGAAAAAUGGGGAUUUCUGACAUUCCUUCACUGAGGGCCCAGAUGCAAGGGGUGCCAUGGAGGUGCAUGCAUGGUGCCGUCAGGGCUGGCUCCCUUCUCCGGCAACCUUCCUCUCCUGUGUUUUGUUUAGCCUUAUUUAGAGUUAUAUAAAAGCCUUAUGCUAUGGAAGAUGGAGAAACAAAGAAAGAGGAAAUCGCAUGCUAUAAUUCUGACAGCACAUCUAUUUGCGCACGAAAUGGAACUGUAACGAUGCAUGUAACGUUUUGGCAAGACCCCCUCUGUAAAUAAACCCUCCCAGGAGUUACUAACCUAUCCCAGGACCCACAGGAAACUUUUCCUUGCAGUGUGGGGGCAGGCAGGCCCCUUACCUUACAACUCUCCUCCUAGACGGGGACUCUUAUUCUGACAGGCGAUCUGCCUACCCACUUUUGUGCCUGGGCCUGCUUGCCAAGUUUGUGAGGCCCAAGGCUUUCUUGUGGGAGGACGCGGGGCUGUCUUCAUGCUCUUUGGCAAUGAUUAAAGUGAGGAACAAGACUGCCAACGGAGACUGCCGAAAAGACCCCCGGGAGCGCAGCCGCAGCCCCAUUGAGCGUGCCGUGGCCCCCACCAUGAGCCUUCAUGGCAACCACCUGUACACGUCCCUCCCCAGCCUCAGCAUGGAGCAGCCCCUGGCGCUGACCAAGAACAGCAUGGACGCCAGCAGGCCGGCUGGCAUCGCGCCCUCGCUGACCCCUGCGGAGCGGCAGCAGAACCGGCCUUCGGUGAUCACGUGCGCCUCGGCCAGCACCCGCAACUGUAACCUCUCGCACUGCCCCAUCGCGCACAGCGGCUGCGUGGCGGCUGGGCCAGCCAGCUACCGGAGGGCCCCGAGCUCCACCACCACCUGUGACCCCGUGGUGGAGGAGCACUUCCGCAGGAGCCUGGGCAAGAACUACAAGGAGCCCGAGCCGGCGCCCAACUCGGUGUCCAUCACGGGCUCCGUGGACGACCACUUUGCCAAAGCCCUGGGUGAUACGUGGCUUCAGAUCAAGGCGGCCAAGGACGGCGCAUCCAGCAGCCCCGAGUCAGCCUCACGCAGGGGCCAGCCCUCCAGCCCCUCGGCGCACAUGGUCAGCCACAGUCACUCUCCCUCCGUGGUCUCGUGAAGGGAGCACACCACCCUUGAACAAGAUGUCAAUCUGCAUGGUUUGCCUGAGCUUUGAACAGUCAGUGCUUAAAACACAGAAAAAAAAAAAAAAUUUGUGGGGGGGUGGGGUAGGGGGAAGGGUAGGGAAGGGAUGGUUUAUUCGCAAAAACCAUGUCGUUGGGAUUUUUGUUCUGUUUUGUACUUGCUUGGUAUUCGUACCUGGGGGCCCUCCGACACGAGAGCAGGAGCUGCACGUGGAGCAUCCGAUGUAGCGUCCUACCUUCCUGCCUCAGUUACCAAAGAGACCUCUGAUGCAGGUCCGCUGCCCUGACGGGGGCCAGGACUCCAUGGCGCACGCUUUCUCAGUCACAGGCCAUGACGUUGGUGACUCAAAUGCUUUGUGCUUUUUAUUUGCUUCUCGAGACCAGGGUGUGUGUGGCUUAGCUUCCAUUGCGUGUUUGGUCUGGCCCGCGCGCGCAUGCGCGCGCGCGUCUACUUGAAGAGAACAGAGAACUGUCGCGUCUGAUUUGCACUAUUGGAGGAGGGCUAAAGUUGCCUGCCUGACAACUUUAUGUGAGAUGCUAGUACUCUGAGGGCAAACUGCUGAAAAACAAAGGGUUUAAGGAUGACAUUUCUGACCAUUUGUGUUUUUUUUGUUGUUUUUUUUUUGUUUUGUUUUAAUUUAGACAAAACAGCUUUGGAAGGGGAAGUCUCAUACAGGUUAUAGGUCUUUCUCUCUAGAUUUCAGGUGCUCGCAACUGGACUGCAGACUCUACCAAUCACGGGCAUUUUUACCUUUCCUAAACACUGCAGUUUGUUAGACUAGAGCUGAGGUUGGACGAUUCUAUAGUGCUUUCAACGUGAUGCAUGUUUUAAUGGAGAAAAAUAGCUGGUUUCUAUUAAUUGUAUAGAUAGUAAACAAGAACCUUAAUACUUACUAGCUUCUUUUCAGAAUUAGUUUAUUUUUGUCAGUUACAGUCCUAGAUAUACGUACUGCUGGUACAGUUGGACUCUGAGAUUUGUGUUUGGUCGUCACACUACUCCUGAGCAGCGCGGGGCCGCCCGGCCCUGGAGACGGGCAGUCGAGUCAUUGAUCAGCCGCGGUGCAGGAUGCUGGAGUUUUUGCUGCCGGCUGACAUUUAUUUUUUGCAUCCCUGUCUGCUUAUUACUAGUGCCCAGGGGAGUUGGGAUUUGUGUCUUCCAACUUCCCUCCAUGCAGAAACUGUUCCCUUUCAACCCUUUUGGCUGAACAGCAGAUUACUGACAAUCUGUGAUAUGGUAUUUUGUGUGCUUCCUCGUACGCUGGGGCCAAGGCAGUAUACAUUCCUCUGACUUUAUACAGUUAUUACUGCAUUUAUUAUUGUUUGCUAUAGUAAUAGCUACUAACUAGAAAUUAGGCAAAGAAGAAAGCAUGACGGACACAGCUGUGGAUGUUCAACAGCUGCUCCUCUUUUUUGUGUUAAACGUACAUUUCUAUCCCCCCACCCCUCCACCGUGCGACAUUCCAGCCUCACCCACCAGAGGGCUUAAGAAGACACUUGCCCUGGUGACACAGGCAUGACCGCCUCCCCCCCCCCCCCCGUGAGGCACCGUGGACUCGCGGGAGCCCUCCAGGCUGGUUUUCAGUGUAAGAAAAAUACAAGUUAGCUGGUUAAUUUUGAAAAUGGUCACUGGGAAAAAAAGGUCAGCGGAUUGGCUCUUGCUGUGGUCACAGGGUGGCCGCAGGUCUUUCAAAAGGCGAAAGAAAAGCCCUUCUCCUCUUGCCCCUGCACACAUUUCACUCCCACUUACUGGGCUUCCAGGCUUUCGCGUUCAGGCCCCUAUAUUUUCUGUAGGAAGAAAUCAGUGAGAACACUUUUUUUAUAUAGGUAACUUUAAGACCAUCAUUACGCUGUGCGUAAAGAAUGUACAGAGAAAUUUGUAGGUAUUUUUUGAAGAACAAUUAAUUUGUUAAUGAUAUGUAGCUAUUUAAUUUUCCCCUUUCCUAUUGUAAUCAUUUUUUUUUUUGGUUUGGAAAAAAAAGUUGAUCUUUUUUUUUUUUUUUUUUGUCGUAGAUUUGUCUGUAAAAGUGCAGGAACACAGUUAUUCUAUGAGAACACUGCAUCUGCCUUAAUAGCCACUAGUUUGUUAUUGCUACAGGCUACUGAGCGUUCACAGGAAAACAACCCCACUGCCGGUGGGCUCUGUGAAGAGCAGGCUCCUGGGACAGCCAUCUAGUCUGUCCCCAAGCGAGGCCGUUGCUUUGGGAGGAACGGCCCCAGGGCGCUAGCCUAUCUGGGAUAGGCGGUACCCUGGAGGGGCACCGGCAAGUGGGGAAGCAGAAAACCAAACAUUUCACUGGGAAAGGACACACUCCCUGGCCUCGGGAGGAGCACAGUGAGUUCUUCACAGAGCCACGCCGUUGCAGUGAGUUCUGACCGUUCUCUCCAUGUUUGUAAAUCUGUAAUAUACCAUUCUCUGUGGCCUGUUUUCCUGGAAGAAAAAAAAAAGGUUUGGCAGGCCAUCUUUUUUUUUUGUACUUAAAAGUAGCCUUAAGAACAAUAAUAAAGUGCUCUUAAACCA
Messenger RNA from Acinonyx jubatus (cheetah), 6664 nucleotides. It is a transcript of the gene VGLL4, whose product is annotated as vestigial like family member 4. Lineage: Eukaryota; Metazoa; Chordata; Mammalia; Carnivora; Felidae. The transcript has 4 exons. Gene Ontology annotation, biological process: negative regulation of DNA-templated transcription. The record is from RefSeq and is a predicted model, not a curated record. Bases 3489 to 4121 code for a protein of 210 amino acids. Gene Ontology annotation, molecular function: transcription coactivator binding.